AUGGUUGCCACAAUUCGUCAGUACAAGGCUGCUUGCGUGCAGGCUGAGCCUGGGUGGUUUGACCUUGAAAAGUCUGUUAAGAAGACCAUUGACCUGAUUACCGAAGCCGGCGAGAAAGGCUGUAAGCUUAUUGCUUUUCCUGAGACUUGGAUUCCUGGAUAUCCUUAUUGGCAAUGGCGUGUCAACUACCAGGACUCACUGCCACUGCUGAAGCAAUAUCACCAGAACAGUCUUCGACCAGAUUCGGACGAAAUGCGACGCAUUCGAGAGGCCGCCAAAUCCGCCCAGAUCUAUGUCUCGCUAGGAUACUCUGAGAUUGACGGCAAUAGCCUGUACAUGGCGCAAGUCAUCAUCGACCCAACUGGCACCGUCAUCAACCACCGUCGCAAGAUCAAGCCCACGCACGUAGAACGACUAGUGUUUGGUGAGGGAACCGGCGACUCGCUUGAUACGGUUGUCGAGACGGAAAUUGGCGCUCUCGGUCACCUGAACUGCUGGGAAAAUAUGAAUCCAUUCCUCAAGGCUCUCAGCUGCACUCAGUUCGAGCAAGUCCACGUCGCCGCCUGGCCUGUCUACCCUCCCGCCUCGACUCUCAAAUAUCCAGACCCAUACACCAACAUUUCCGACGUUCAAUCCGAGCUGGUAACACCUGCGUACGCAUAUGAAACCGGGACAUGGACCUUGGCACCCACGCAAGUCGUGACUCGUGAGGGUGCCCGCAUGAAUCUGCCUGCCCGUCUACAAAACGACGAGGCAGCGCUUGACGCAGAGGCCGCAGUCAUUGGCAACGGCUUUUCUAGAAUCUAUCGCCCCGAUGGGUUCCGUGCCGUGGACGACCCCGCAAGAACUUUUGACGGUCUUGUGUUGGUCGAUAUCGACUUAGAUGAAAACUUGUUGACCAAGCGUCUGGCUGACUUUGGUGGUCACUACAUGAGACCGGAUCUCAUUCGUUUGCUUGUGGAUAAGACGCCCAAGACAUAUGUUGUGGAUGCGAACGCGGCGGAUCCCAAGACAUUCCCUAGCACUGGUCAGGGCAGUCAAGGCACCCGUACAAUCGCUGUCCGAGUUGCAUGUCAGCCAGUUACCAUAUCCCCGGUUCUCAGCCAUCCAGCACCAACCGCCGCCGCUGAGGUCAAGAAGGGGGUCGAGAAUGCCACCGACGAUGGGAUCGACGAGGGCGACGCAUCGCCUCCAGCAGUAGCCGGCUUGGCAACCGAUAUUAGCGCCGUACCAGCAACUGCGCUUCGAAACCGGAUUAAGGCUCAACGCAGCAGGGUGCUCCUUGCAUUCACGGAUGUUGUUUGGGUCGACCUCAGUGGGGAGGAUAGAUAUAUCGACGUCCGUGACACCCAGGGCGCCACACUUGUCUUCAACGGUGGUGGACAGGACUGUGGUUGCCAAGAGGGCAAUCGAAGCGAAGAGAAGUUUGAAUUGCAUAUUGAAGAGGUGAGUUUGUUAUGCUCGUGUAAUUGGUAA
Molecule: messenger RNA, 1476 nt
Organism: Pochonia chlamydosporia 170
Lineage: Eukaryota; Fungi; Ascomycota; Sordariomycetes; Hypocreales; Clavicipitaceae
Product: cyanide hydratase/nitrilase
Exons: 6
Coding region: 1-1476 (491 amino acids)
Molecular function (GO): catalytic activity
Source: RefSeq, a predicted model, not a curated record